CCUCCCUCUGGUCGUCUAGCAGUUUAUGAACAGUUGUUGCCUUCAAGGAGUCCUAGAAAGACUCAGAGGGUACAAGAUGGCUUCCCAGCAGCUCUGUUUGAGGGUUAUUGGGUUGACUGCAUUGCUGACACUCACAACUCUUGGAGACGUGUCCAGCGAGAGCCGCCUGCAGAAGAUCUUAGUGAAAAGAAAUGYGGCAGAAGCUGAACACGCUCCAUCCAAGUCUUCGGUUGCCAUCCCUUCGUCUAAGGCCCAAGAAUUCCUGGCCAAGCUGAGCAGAACAAAGAGGAACGUCUGGGAUCGCAGCAGGCCAGACGUCCAGCAGUGGAUUAUGCAGUUCAUGCAAAUGGGAUUUGAUGAACAGAGGCUGGAGGCCGACCUGCAGUACUGGAUGGACCACGCCCGCUCCCAUGACCAGGGUCGACAGCAUCACUACGACGAAAACGCCCCCAUCGGGCCAAGGUCCUCUUACAGGCACGGGGCAAACGUCAACUACGACUACUAUUAACACCGCCCACACACACACACAAAUGUUCCCAGCUGUGUUAGAAGCUAAAGCAAAAUGAUGGCUUUCAUGCCUGCCAACAUUUUCACAGGAGUCCUGCCAACUUAUUUUGAUUGCAUCCGUCAGUAAAACCCUGCAAGUGUUUCUGUAUUCCUACAAUAAAUGAAACUGUUUAGCCUCAAGCUUGGAGMGCAGGAUUUAAAUGGAAAUAAAGACGAGGUUUGUACUGUC
Poecilia reticulata (guppy) is the source of this 736-nucleotide messenger RNA. RefSeq names its product ECRG4 augurin precursor a (gene ecrg4a). Gene Ontology annotation, biological process: anaphase-promoting complex-dependent catabolic process; G1 to G0 transition; regulation of cell population proliferation. The record is from RefSeq and is a predicted model, not a curated record. Lineage: Eukaryota; Metazoa; Chordata; Actinopteri; Cyprinodontiformes; Poeciliidae.